GUCAAGAUAACCCUAGACAGUUGUACCCCUUUGUGACGAUACGGUGAAGAUGAACUUUCUUCGUUUCGCUUUCCCCUUGGCGUUGCUUGUAGUAGUUCAGCUAACCACUUUAACAUGGGCUGCAACGAAUGUGACAAAAACAUCAGGAAAAGGUAAAAAAGUGUUCCUUUUAUGUCGAAUCUCUUCAGCACACGCAUACUGUAUUCAUUGGAUUAAGCGUUGCUCCUGCAUAAGCCAUCUGAAACUGUAACUCAAACGCGAGCGGGCGUGCAAAGUUUGUCUAAGGCACCCUUGAAACUUAUUUUACAGCGGAAAUUUUUUUUCCAGUCUCAAACGCUACAGUUCUUCAGUAGACACACCUUUAAGAGCGGUAGUUACUUUUAAAUUUUUGCAAACAACGAUUCCGACAGUAGAUCUAAACAUAAACCUUCACAUAUGGAUGUUUGAUCGACAAAUUUUGAACUAUGUACUUCUAGAAAAAGAUUAAACUUUGAGAUACACUAUUUGUUACCUGCUGAAAACAAUUUACAGUAGCACAAAAGAAAUUGUGAUGGACUUUAAUUUUUAUCUCACGGAAGUUUUUUCCUAGGGAAGUUUAGCGAGCAAAUCGUUGCAUCUUUAGUACAAAAAGAAAACUGAGAUGUUUGGUGUACGCUCGAUGGGCCGAUCAAGCGACUAAUUGAAAAUUGACUUUCGUUUCGAGUUUUCAUCUCUUUUCUUUUUUUAACUUUGUGAGGAUGGCAGAUGACCUAGCGAAGGUUAGAUAAACGUUGGCUAAACUGCGCUAGGUUACGCUAGUCUUCAAAGAAGUUUACACGGCAAGUCAGUCCUCCAAAGAAUUCAAAGAAAUAGAGAGCCUCCUUCCUCAAACUCUACGGUCAGUUUUCAAUUUUGGUCAUCAUGGCUGAUGAAAUGUGUUUCAAAGAUUUUUUCAAAUUUCUCCUAACCGGAACAAUACACCAUUAAUUCUGCAUUAGGGAGCAACCAACAUUUAUCACAUGGGGGGAGAGGGGGGAAUGGAAGGAGGAUUUUAAGGGGCCAAAGUACUUUUUAGGGGGGUUCAUAUGGUUUUCAAGAGAACGAAAUGGGGAUCGGUCGUUGUUUUACAGAGUAUAAAAGGAAAACUAUAGGAAAUUGAUUGUAGAUGAGUGGGGAUCAUUAGAAUACUACAACAACCCCCCUCCCAUCCCCCCCCCCCCUUUUUCCCAGGCGAUAAAAGACAAAUGACCGGUUCAUUGAUUUGUAUACGAAAAUUUAAUUGUUGUAGAGCUCAUAGAGCUAACAUGAAAAUUACAAAUAAUCCUAAACUGCAUUUCUUUGAAGAAUGUUUUACGGAAAGACAGACAUUCCUACUCGAGGUCUAAUUUUGUUCAGCAAAACAAUUUUAAAAAACUUUUUUUCGGAAAAAAUUGUUGUAGAACUCAUAGAGCUAACAUGAAAAUUACAAAUAAUCCUAAACUGCAUUUCUUUAAAGAACGUUUUACAGAAAGACAGAUAUUCUCAAUCGAGCUCUAAUUUUGUUCAGCAAAACAAUUAAAAAAAGCUGAUUUAUCAAAGAUUGAAAUAUUAACUUUUAUCAUUACCCCAGAGUGAGAAUCGAAUGGAAGAAUAACACACGGACCCCUGUGGAAUCAACGAAUCAAUAAACUGUGAUCUAAGAAAUUAAACGAAAUUUAAGGUUGUUAAUAUAAACAUUUUGUCGAAGAUUUGAUAUGUAAUGGUAUAUCCUGGUCUUUACUUCUCAACUGGAUUUUUUUAAAGUAAUUUCCCACCCCAGUUAAGAGGCUUCGUUGAAAUUCGCAGGGAACCAAUCCACAUAACUUUCUAGAUUAGUCCUGUGAGUCAUUUCUCCAUUCGAAUGAGACAAAUCCCUCACAUCAUUUUACUCGAGAGUGUGGGCCGUGACAAAAUCACAUGAUCUAACUCACAGCAAUCUUCAAAUGAGUGCCUGAGCUUAAUUACCCGUGAUGCAUUUCUUUUGCCUAAUUACACCCCGCGAUUGUUUUAUAAACUUGUGCGAUUGUAUCCUACGAGCAGGCGAGCAGGCCCUCGAUCAUUAAUGGCUCUGCGGCACGUGCGUUUCUCCGCUCACAAGAAAAUUUGUCUCGAGCCUGGGGAAGUGUUUGUUGUCUGAAGUGGGAGGACGCGGCAAUAAAAAUGAGCCUAGAUCCCUUGCCUCGCCCGUUUUUUUUUUUUUUUUUUUUUUUUCUCACGGUCUAAUACUUACUUUGUCGCGGGUAAAGAAACGCCCGCGUAGAAGUGCUGAUAUUGACGGCCCACUCGCAAGUUUUUGGCAAUCAAUCAACCAAUCAGAAGAAGGACUAAACUUAAAUCUCUAAUCGUGGCGUUUACUUUCAGCUCUCAUAAACCUUGUAAUGUUUACAUCCUGUAAUGUUUACUUUUUUCCGUUUGGGGAAUUACUUUAGUCUUGGUCUUACGUCACUUGAUCAAUAAACGCUCAAAUUCGAUUGUGUGAUUCCCAUUGCGAAUUCAACAUCGUAAAGAAAUACAGUACGAAAACUUAACGAAUCACGGUAAAAAUCGAAUCUUUAGUAGGUGGAAAUAUGGGAAUCAUUUCGCAGAGUAUUCUCACUUAAGGAGAGCUAAGUCCAUUGCAAAUUGAUUUAUUUAAGGGUUGAGAAAAAGAUCAAACAAGGAUGGUGGCCUGGAGUGCUAGCUUACAGGAACUUGGAAUACUAAUAAUAACAAUAAUGAUUGUAAUAUAGAUUUAAUCCUAAUAUUCCAUAGGGACCUAGUCCGCUUGAUUGCAAGGCCGUAGCUCCUGAAGAAUAUGGGAGAGUCCUUCCGAGUAACUCGUAACUUCUGAUUAUAACUCUUUGGUAAAGUUUUCCUGAAUGUCCGUCAAAGAGCUUCGACUUUCACAUAUUUCUGCUCAUAGUUAUCCAAACUAAGGAAUAUUUUCAGGCUUUGGAUCUUGUUUUCUGAACAAAAUUUUCGCAACGAGACUCAAGUCACCACAGACAUUUGGGGUGGAAUGUGUAAAAACUUUAAAUUUCAAUUUACUCAGUACAGUAACGGUAGCAAUGGCCGCAGUGCGCAAACAGAAGAAAAACUUCAUAAUGUAGACAGACUGUGAGCGUAACAAAAUGGGGAUUCACUGAAAGUCUUUCCUUCCCUUUUCUACCUUUUUAUUUUUCCUUCAUUUUUCCCUCUCCUCAUCCUUGCUUUAUUCUAUUUUUUGAUGCUUUCGAUGACAUUUUAGCUUUCGCCUCUAUAUAUUGUUCAAAUUGGCGUCAACGUCAACGGAAUUUCCCCAGUGAUCCCACCGAGAAAAACCCAAAUCCUCACAAUAACUCGCGAUGACAUUCGCCCAGAGGCGAGCAGCGUUUCUAUGGCAUCAAGUGAAGCAAAUGAAACUGCAGGGUGUGGGUGUAAGGAAAUCAAAAUUUUACACAUCCAUAGAGUUUUACAUAUAUCAUAUUUUUCAAAGACAGCUUUCAAAAUGACUAUUCGUAUUUCUCAUGACUGCAUUAUGUCUGUUUCUUGUCUAAAAAUGCAAACUGUUUAGUUUCAGGAAGAAACGACUAGUCCGAUAUAGGAAAUGAAAAUAUAGUUCCUCCUUAUCUCUUUAACUUUUAAGGGGCAGUUUAUUUGGUAGUGAACGUUAGAGAAAGACCGAAAAAAUCAGCUUUCUUUAUUCCCUGAUUGUCUUAAAUAUAACUUAAUUUCAGAAACUAUUUAGAGGAUCGAUUUAUUUUAAAAAAUUGUAGCUGAAAUUUAUAAUUGUAGAUGUCUAUGUAGUUAGGUAGGAAAGUUUAUUUGUAUGAAGAGUUCGUUUCAUCUUAGAUCAGAAUUAGGCUUUUUAUCAUUAUCAUUAACCAUUUUUUAAGCAUUUAUUAUUAUCAUUAGAGAAAUUUUCAAUUGAGUGUCGAAAGUAAUCAAGGAUUGCAUUGAUUUAACUUUACUUCGUUCUGUGAUUGGUUCUGAAAGCUCGAGUCACUCUCUCAACCAAUCAGAUGCAAAAUUGAAACCAAUCACAACUUAGUGACCCAUGUUUAGGCAGUCUGGUUGUAUUUAACUUGAGAAUCACUCCUACACUGGCCAUUCUGUUCGUGAAACUUUUCAUUUAGCUUACGCCUGCAACUAAUUCAGUUUUCGUCCUUUGAUAACAUUGUAUGCUUCUCAAUCACUGGAGGACAAGACCAAAAUGACAGAGUCUGAGUUCCUGGGGUAUUAGUCAGGACCGGACUUAAGGCAAAAAUCGUUUUUCAUAUUUCGGAUGAAAACAUAUUACUUAGUGGCUUAUUUGUCAGAUGAAAAUGUUCUGUUGCUAGUGUUUUCCUGAGGAGAAGCUUAAACAGUUGUAAAAAACUUUCCCUUAGGUAUUUAUUAACUAACAGGUUGACUAAGGCAAAACAUUGCUAAGGUCACCAGCAUUAGAGUAAAGAGCAUUAGUCUUGAGUCUAGAGUUUGGUUAUUCAAUCAGACUGAGUGUCAUAAGAUACUUUAAAAGCUUUUCUCUAUUACCUGUUUUCACAUCUUUUGUUUCAAGCAGUCCUUUUAGCAUUGAAGAAAGACUUUUUCUACACGAUGACAACAUUGGAUGUCAAAAAAAAAUUGAGACAAAGUCAACCAUGAGAUCCAUUAAGAUGUCGUGAAUUCCUCUGUGGUAACUGUGACGACAUAGAUUAUGUACUGUCUUCUAUCACAAAAUCUUAAACAUAGUGAAGAGAUCACAACAGCUAAGCAGUCGAGAUAAGCCUGGACAGUUGUACGCCUUUGUGACAAUACGGUGAAGAUGAACUUUCCUUGUUUCGCUUUACCCUUGGCGUUGCUUGUAGCAGUUCAGCUCAACACUUUUACAUGGGCUGCAAUGAAUGUGACAAAAACCUCAGGUAAGGUAAAAAGGGUUCCCUUUAUGUCGAAUCUCUUUAGCACACGCAUACUGUAUUCAUUAGAUUAAGCGUUGCUCCCGAAUAAGCCAUAUGAGACUGUAACUCAAACGCGAGCGGGCGUGCAAAGUUUGUCUGAGGCACCCUAGAAACUUAUUUUACGGCGAAGAUUUUUUUCUCAGUUUCAAACGCUACAGUUCUUCAGUAGACACAACUUUAAGGGCGGUAGUUACUUUUACAUUUUUGCAAACAUAGAGCAAGCCUGUUCAAGCAGUGGAUUCUGUGUGGGUUGUUAAUUCGAUUCCGAUAAUAGAUCUAAAGGUAAACCUCCACAUAUUGAUGUUUGAUCGACAAAUUUUGAACCAUUUACUUCUAGACAAAAUUAAACUUUGAGUAACACUAUCUGUUACCUGCUGAAAACAAUUUACAGUGGAAUAAAGAACUUACGAUUUACUUUAAUUUUAAUUUGACGGAAGUUUUUUCUCAGAGAAUUCUAGUAAUUACAAGCAAAUCAUUGCAUCUUUAGGAUAAGAAGAAAACUUAGAUAUUUGGUGUACGCUCGAUGGCCGAGCAAAGCGUAAUUGAAAAUUGACUUUUGUUUCGAGUUUUCGUCUUUUUUUUAAUUUUGUGAGGAUGGUAGAUAACUUAGCGAAAGUUAGAUAAACGUUGACUAAACUGUGGAAGGUUACGCUAGUCUUCAAAGAAGUUUACACGGUAAGCCAGUCCUCCAAAGAAUUGAAAGAAAAAGAGAGCCUCCUUCCUCAAACUCUACCGUCAGCUUUCAAUUUUGGUCUUCAUGGCCGAUUAAACGUGUCUCAAAGAUGUUUUCAAAUUUUUCCUAACCGUAACAAUACAUCAUUAAAUUCUGCAUUAGGGAGCAACCAACAUUUAUCACAUGGGGGAGGGGGCAAUGAAGGGUGAAAGAAGGAUUUUUGGGGGCCAAAAGCUUCACAUUUCAGAUGGAAACAUAGUUCUUAGUGGCCUAUUUGUCAGCUGAAAAUAUUCGGUUGCUAUGUUUUCCCGGGAGGAAGCUAAAAACAUUUGUAAAAAUAUUUCCCUUAAAGGUAUUUAUUAACUAACAGGUUGACUCGGGCAAAAAAUUUCCAAAGGUCAUUAGCAAUAGAGUCGAAAUCAACCGGUUAUUCAAGCAGACUGAGUGUAAUAAGAUACUUUAAAAGUUCUUCUCUAUUUCCUGUAGGUAUUCACAUCUUUUGUUUCAAGCAGCCCUUUUAGCUUUGAAAAGAGAUUUUUGCUGGUCGAUGACAACAUUAGAUGUCAAAAAAAAUUGAGACAAAGUGAACCAUGAGAUCCAUUAAGAUGACAUGAAUUCCUCUGUGGUAAUUGUGACGAGAUAAAUUAUGUACUGUAUUCUGUCACAAAAAUCUUAAAGCUUAUAAGAACAUAACAUAGUGAAGAGAUCACACAGCUAAGCAGUCGAGAUAACCCUAGACAGUUGUACCCCUUUGUGACGAUACGGUGAAGAUGAACUUUCUUGGUUUCGCUUUCCCCUUGGCGUUGCUUGUAGCAGUUCAGCUUAUCACUUUUACAUGGGCUGCAACGAAUGUGACAAAAACCUCAGGAAAAGGUAAAAAGGUGUUCCCUAUAUGUCGAAUCCCUUUCUCACACGCAAAUUGUAUUCGUUGGAUUAAGCGUUGCUCCCGAAUAAGCACUCUGGGACUGUAACUCAAACGCGAGCGGGCGUGCAAAGUUUGUCUGAGGCACCCUUGGAACUUAUUUUUACGUGGAUAUUUUUUUCUCAGUUUCAAACGCUACAGUUCUUCAGUAGACACACAUUAAAGGGCGGUAGUUACUUUUACAUUUUUUCAAACAUAGAGCAAGCCUGUUCAAGCGGCGGAUUCUGUGUGGGUUGUUAAUUCGAUUCCGAUAAUAGAUCUAAACGUAAACAUUCACAUAUUGAUGUUUGAUCGACAAAUUUUGAACUAUGUAUAGACAAAAUUAAACUUUGAGUAACUAUCUGUUACUUGCUGAAAACAAUUUACAGUAAAACAAAAGAACUUAUGAUGGACUUAAAUUUUAAUUUGACGGAAGUGAAUUUUAGUAAUUACAAGCAAAUCGUUGCAUCUUUAGGGAAAGAGAAAAGCUGAGUUAUUUGGUGUACGCUCGAUGGGAAGAGCAAACGGUCAAUUGAAAAUUGUCUUUUGUAUCGAGUUUUCUUCUUUUUUUAAUUUUGUAAAGAUGGUAGACGACUUAGCGAAAGUUAGAUAAACGUUGACUAAACUGAGCAAAGGUUACGCUAGUCUUCAAAGAAGUUUACACAGUACGUCAGUCCUCCAAAGAAUUGAAAGAAAAAGAGAGCCUCCUUCCUCAAACUCUUAGUUCAGCUUUCAAUUUUGGUCUUCAUGGCCAAUUAAACAUGUUACAAAGAUGUUUUCAAAUUUUUCCUAACCGUAACAAUACAUCAUUAAUUCUGCAUUAGGGAGCAACCAACAACAUUUAUCGCAUGGGGGGAGGGGAGGGGGGAUGAGGGAUGGAGGAAGGAUAUUUGGAGCCGAAGUAUUAUUUUUUGGGGGGAGGAGGGCUCACAUGGUUUUCAGGAGAAUGAAAAGGGGGAUUAGUCGUUGAUUACAGAGUAGAUAAGCAGAACAAUAGGAAAUUGACUGUAAAUGAGUGGGGAUCAUUAGAAUACUACACCCCCUCCCCCCCUCUCUCCCCUCCCCUCCCCCUACCCUCCUUUUUUCCCAGGCGAUAAAUGACAAAUGACUGGUUCCUUGCAUGCAUUCGUCUAUGAAAACUCAAUUCUUGUAGAGCUCAUAGAGCUUACGUGAAAAUUGCAAAUAAUCCUAAACUGCAUUUCUUUGAAGAAUUUUUUACGGAACGACAGAUAUUCUUACUCGAGGUUUAAGAAGAAAAAUUUAAAAAAACUGUUUCUCCAAAAAGAUUUAACAUGAAAAUUACAAAUGAUCCUAAACUGCAUUUCUCUGAAGAACGUUUUAUAGAAAGACAGAUAUUCUUAAUCGAGGUCUAAUUUUGUUCAGCAAAAUGAUUUAAAAAAAACCUGAUUUAUCAAAGAUUGAAAUAGUAACUUUUAUCAUUGCCCUUGAGUGAGAAUCGAAUGGAAGAAUAACACACGGACCCCUAAGGAGGUAGUCGUCAUCUUCAUCCGAACGAAGAUGUUCUAUGAAGGAUAAGCAUAUAGCAUAAUUUUGAGAAACGUGUGGUAAUAUGAAUAAAAAAACAACCUUUUCUUGUGUCAAAGAUUAUGAUGAGCAAGGAAAACACCUGGGUGAACAACCACUACGUAGCAUGGAAAUAGAGUGCGAUCUUGACUCAUUCUCAUUGGGUAAUAGUAAACCAACCUUUCCAGAGCAGCCAGGUGUCACCCUUCCCCUCUGCCAAGGCGAGUAUUACGCCACUCUCUACGAUAACAAUUUGGGAAUUGCGCGUUACUCACUCUACAAGAUUACCGCCGCACAAGCCACGGCAGCCAAAGUAGGGAGACCUAGAGGUGACCCAUGGAAAUCGAAUCAGACGCCAGGUAAGUUAAUUACUGUUACUGUUAAAAUUUACUUUUGUAAUGAAGAAAUUUAGGAAAAAAAUAAAUUCGUUCCCCAUUCCACGACUACAACGUCCGUUUGUUCGUGUUGUUUUGGUCUUUCACGCACUCCUAAUGCGAUCGAUAAGAUGCUGAUAUGAGGUUAUGCGAGUAUUUCGUAAACUUAAAGUUAAAACACUAGGAAAUAUAUACAUGUAUAUAUAUAGAAAGCCUGUGUUUUGAUUUUUCCGUUGUACAGUGCUCGAUACGCGGAAGUAGAGCGCGAUACAUAUUGUAUAAAUCCCCUAAUGCGUGAGCAAUCACGAAAUAGGCUUGUAAGGAUAAAAGUAUAGUCUCUUGGUUUCUUCCUAUCUCAACAUAAAUAUAUAUACAGACAUACAUUAAAAAGAGACACUUUUUGAUGAGAAAAAAAAGUUUUAUAUAUUUAAUAAUUCUUUUUUUUCAAAUUGAAACGUUUUUGAAAACGGGUGUAUACGCAUAUAUAUAUAUAUAUAUAUAUACAUAUAUAUAUAUAGGAAUGUGUUUUUAUAUAUAGAUAGAUAGAUAGACAUAGGUAGAUAGAUGGAUAUAUAGUUGGGUAGAUAUAUAGAUAGAUAUUAGGUAGACAUACAUUUAUAUUAUGUAUCAUCAUUCUAUCACGCUAUUUACCACAUUAGGGCAACGGUACAUACAAAACAUGCGAAGGUUUUACACUGCUGAUAGAAGGAGCAAAAUUACGAAAGGAAAGAAGAGAAACUUGUGAUAAAAGUCAUGCAUGAUCGAUGGUUUAAUCAUGUUGAGCAAAUCAUUUCUUUGACCUAAAUGAGCUCUUUCACUUAAACAUUUCGUAACUGUGAUCGGGAGGGUAAGAACUUUAUUUACAUGGCGGAUCAAUCGACAACAAAAUUUCUUGGCUUGUAGGUGACAUCAGUGUACUUUAAAAUUCUCUCCUGUUCAGAUAUUCGUCAAGGAAGCAAAGCAUUGUAUCAGAACCAACCUAUCCAGGGUACAUACGAUAAAGGCCAUCUGGUUCCUGUUAACAUCUUAAGUUACAGCCAUAAAAGUGCUCGUGAUACUUUCAUCUACACCAACUGCGUGCCACAAAUUGCAGGUUUCAACAGAGGUCAGUGGAACAAGUACGAAAGGAAAAUAAAGAUAUACGCCCGGAAAACUUGUUCUCAGAACGGCGGAACUCUUUACCUAAUCACUGGCACAUCGAAGGUUAAGUUUGUUUGGACACUAUAUGGUCAAGAAAUGACAGGGUGGAAGGAACCUCUGCAAUGGUUCCAUAAGAACGCGUAUGUAAACGACAGGAUCGCAAUUCCGAACUCGAUGUGGACGGUGGGCUGUUGUUUGAACUUUAACAAUGAAGUCGUGGGAGCGUUUGGUGUAAUGGGUGAUAAUUCUAUUAACAAAAAGCGCUUAAAUAAAUUUAUGAUGUCUAGACAAACCGUCGCAUAUGUUGAAAGCGCCCUUAAAUUAGAGGAUUCAACAAUUAAAUUGUUUCCUAGCGGCGGAGAUUGCUAUGAUCCAGAAAAAAACGUUAAAUUGAAUGAUAUAUGAUUUUAUUAGGUUUCUUGAAAGGAGUAUGGGUAAAAUCCUUGACAGAAAUCUGAGGGGCAUCUUGGAUGAAAUAACCAGAUUCAGAUCAAUGUACAUAUCUACGUAAUAAAUACGUGUGCUAUGACUGGUCAAUUAAGCGGGCCGUAUUUCACUGUACGUCUCACUAAAUUCAAAUCUUUGUUUAAGUUGAAAUCUUCCUCAUCUAUUUGAACCCGAAAAUAUAACAAAUAUCUUAGUAACUCGCUUUUUCGGGCUGUACUGUUAGUCACGAACUCGUUUAGAAAAAGGUGUUUAAAGCUUGUAUUUCCAUCCUAUAUGUUCAAAAUAUGCAUGUACAGAUAUAUGCAAUAUGCAAUACAUAUUGUAAUGCAAUAUGCAAUACAUAUUGUAACGAAUAAGUAGAAUCAAAGAAUCAAUUAAGUGUGAUAUAAGAAAUUAAAUGAAAUUUAAGGUUG
Messenger RNA from Pocillopora meandrina, 10364 nucleotides. The record is from the annotation of a GenBank genome assembly. NCBI's taxonomy places the organism in Eukaryota, Metazoa, Cnidaria, Anthozoa, Scleractinia, Pocilloporidae.